AUGGAGUCGUCCAUUGAUGAAGAAGCCAACAGACAGACUUGCCUGCCAGAGCGAGAACUCGACUUGACGCGCAGCUACACGGCCGGUGCAGAGGGCUACCCUUCUUCCAACAUUGAACCACCAGUCACCCAGGUUGCAAGCGUCCAGAAUCCCCCCGAAUAUGAAGUAUACUGGGAAUGCGCCGACGCCGAGAAUCCGCGUACCUGGCCCUUAUGGUACAAGGGCCUCACCGUGAUGGCCAUGAGCCUGGGUGCAAUAGUCAUUAGUCUCUUCAGCACAUUAUACACGUCUGGAAUUCCCGGGUUGCAGGAGGAUUUCCAUAUUUCAAAGAUCACCGCGCUACUUGGCGUCACGACGUAUCUUCUGGGCAUAGCUGUCAGGAGUCUAUUCGUUGCUCCGCUGAGUGAGAUUGUGGGCCGACAGCCUGUUUACAUCAUCUCAAUGAGUGUGUUCCUUGUCCUUAUUCUGCCUAGUGCGCUGGCGCAGAAUAUCGCCGCAAUCAUUGUCAGCCGCUUCUUUGGGGGAUUCUUCGGCAGUGCGAUGAUGUCCAACUCGCCUGCCUCGGUCAACGAUGUCAUAUCAGAUGAACAUCGUGCUCUGGCAUUUGGGAUCUGGUCAAUUGGUCCGGCAAAUGGCCCUGUGUAUGGUCCUAUUAUCGGAGGAUUUGUGUUUCAGUAUCUGGGCUGGAGAUGGACGAACCGGAUUGUUCUAAUCAUUGGUGGUGUGGUCUUGGUGUUGCUCGCCUCUAUCAAAGAGACCUAUGCGCCGGUCAUUCUGAAGAAGAGAGCGGCAAAGCGACGAGAGGAGACAAACAACCCAAAGUGGUGGACGCGCUAUGAUCACCAGCAAGGGCACCUCACCAACAAUUCUUGCUUGAAAGACCAAGCUCACAAUGACAGUAUCUUCUGGGAUAGUUACGUCGCCAUCGUCUAUGCAAUCCUCUACCUCUGCUUCGUCGCCUACCCCAUCGCCUUCCAACAGGAACGCGGCUGGCCACCAGGCAUCGCCGGCCUCUCAUUCAUCGGAAUAGGCGUCGGCGUCCUGAUAGCUAUAGCCCUCGAACCUCUCUUCCACAGAGUCAUAAACGCCCACCGCAAGGAUCCGGAAACCGGUACCGUUCUCCCGGAGGCAAUGGUUAGCAUUGUCUGUCUGGGAGCGACGCUUCUGGCCAUCGGCCAGCUAUGGUUUUCCUGGACGUGCGGUCCACACGUCCACUGGAUCGUGCCGAUUCUCGCCGGUGUCCCCUUCGGUGCGGGUAAUGCCUGUGUCUUCAUUUAUGCGAAUAAUUAUCUGGCGAGGUCGUAUGGGAUCUACGCUGCGUCUGCUUUGGCGGGGAAUAUGGUGCUAAGAAGCAUCAUGGGCGCAUGUUUGCCGCUUGCGGGGCCAGCGAUGUAUAAAGCGCUGGGGCUGAGCUGGGCUGGGACGCUGCUAGGGAUCGUCGAGGCUGUCUGCAUUGCCAUUCCGACUGUUUUCUAUUUUGUGAGGCAUCGUAUCCGCGCUGCGAGCCCUAUGAUCAAGGAGAUAGCGAAAAUGCAUGGAUAG
Messenger RNA from Aspergillus viridinutans, 1542 nucleotides. Its product is annotated as MFS transporter. The transcript has 2 exons. Bases 1 to 1542 code for a protein of 513 amino acids. Gene Ontology annotation, biological process: transmembrane transport. NCBI's taxonomy places the organism in Eukaryota, Fungi, Ascomycota, Eurotiomycetes, Eurotiales, Aspergillaceae. Gene Ontology annotation, molecular function: transmembrane transporter activity. The record is from RefSeq and is a predicted model, not a curated record.